CUCCGGGGGGCGGGCCGGGCUGCCGCGGGCCCGGGGAAGGCUCCCGGGGGUGAGCCGAGGUCCCGGGCCGUCGAGGGCUCCGGCCAGCGUGCGGGAAUGAGCGGGUCCCUGGGCCGGGUGGCGGUGGCUCUGCUCCGCUGGGGGCGCGGCGCCGGCGGCGGCGGCCUUUGGGGCCCAGGCGUGCGGGCGGCGGGUUCGGGCGGCGGCGGGGGCGGCUCAGCCGAGCAACUGGACGCGCUGGUGAAGAAGGACAAGGUGGUGGUCUUCCUCAAGGGGACUCCGGAGCAGCCCCAGUGCGGCUUCAGCAACGCAGUGGUGCAGAUCCUGCGGCUGCACGGCGUCCGCGACUACGCGGCCUACAAUGUGCUGGACGACCCCCAGCUCCGGCAAGGGUGCAGUCACGAAGUAAGUUGCAAAAAAGGUAGUCAUGGCAUAAUGCCGUUCGUGUAUACAGACGUUACCGGUGUGAAACGGCCCGACGUGUUGCGGACACAUGUCAGUUAAACCCGGAUGGAAAUCCAGGCCCGGCCGUCUGCCAGCACUGUGACUUUGGUUAAAGAACUUCUCUGAGCCUCAGUUUCUUCCUCUGAUAAAUAGGGACUAAUUAUGCCUUCCCGGAAGGACUCUUACAAAGGUUAAGUGAGGGUAUGUAUUGAAAACACUUAAAGAAUGUGAAAUUCAGUAACCCUAUCAGCAAGUGCCUGGCACACCUGAUUGGUAUUUUUCCAGCAUUCUUCUCUGGGCGUCCUUUGUUGCACGUAUUUCUAGAGAGGCAGGACUUGAAGGGUGGAGUAGGGGGCAUUGGUGGAGAGGAGAGCGUAUCCGCCUUGCACCUGGAAUGUGCAAGCUCAAUCCUUUCACCAAUUAGGUCUCAAUUCAUCUUUGUAAUAAAUCCGUGAGGCAUGGAUUUCUUCCCACUUCCCAGGUAGGGAGACUGAGGCUAAGACAUGAGCAAAUUUAUCUGAAGCUACAUCUGCAAGCUAGCAAGCCACAGUCGGCUGCCCUUAAAGCCAUUGCUUUGUUCACUCUGUCCCCAGCCUUUGCUUUUCCCCUGUUGAGGGUCUCUCGUUUCUCUUGCUCUCUCUGCUCAGGUGAUCUCAUGGGGGUGCUGACAUCACUGUUUCCUAGGAGGACUUCAGGAGGAGGUGAUGUGACUUGCCCCAGGCAGAGUUAACCUGCAUCAGACUCGGAAGCUCCUAUGGUGAAAAUCUACCAGGAAAAAAAAAAAGGAAACUCUUAUCAUUUGUUUGUUGUCCAAACCGGGAACGAAGUCUAUGUUCCGAAAUGGGAUGAAUUUUGAAAAGUCCCUUUCGAAAGUUCUGGAAGUACUUUUUUUCCACUCUGGUUUGAUGCUUUGGAAUAUUAAUUUUUUUGGUGGGGCAGUAGGUAGAGGUAGAACCGGUUUUGUAAGACCACCUCCUUCGUCACUCCAAAUUCCUAGUGUCACCCUAUGUAGAACUUCGCAGUCAGUACUUUUGUCCCAAAUUGAAUCAUUGUCACCUAUCAUCUUUAAAAUAGCAUUGUCAUUAAAAUCCGCUCUUGGAUACGA
Felis catus (domestic cat) is the source of this 1549-nucleotide messenger RNA. RefSeq names its product glutaredoxin 5 (gene GLRX5). The record is from RefSeq and is a predicted model, not a curated record. Lineage: Eukaryota; Metazoa; Chordata; Mammalia; Carnivora; Felidae. The transcript is spliced from 3 exons. Bases 97 to 504 code for a protein of 135 amino acids.